Phytophthora infestans T30-4 is the source of this 1593-nucleotide messenger RNA. RefSeq lists its product as uncharacterized. The record is from RefSeq and is a predicted model, not a curated record. Lineage: Eukaryota; Oomycota; Peronosporomycetes; Peronosporales; Peronosporaceae. The coding region runs from base 1 to 1593 and encodes 530 amino acids. The transcript is spliced from 3 exons.
AUGGCGAAUCCAAUAGCAGCUAUCACACGGUCGGAUGCCCUUCGUGGCAACGUCGUGCGUCUCGAGUGCCCACACGAGCUCCCCGAGAGAGUUUGGGACGGACCUAUCUACACCCGCUUACGUGAAGCACGACACAUCCAACCCGGGCACCGUAGCCCUUUCGUGAUCAAUGAUUCGAGUCGUCGCCCCGGCUGGGUGUGCGACUUGAUUCACCAACGGUAUGACCCUAACGAAUCAAGCGUGCCAUCAGCAGUGGACACGGAAGAAGGCCUGGCCGACGUCGUCAAUCCGUACAGCAGACUUACCGGACCAUCUGAAGAUCUCUCCAGGGAGUUACGUGACCGCCCGCUCCUAUUGCUAUUCCGGUUCGUGCGGUUUCGUCGCUGCUUUGUGACCAACGGCGACGGAUCAGACCCUAACCUUUUCGUCGAAGCAUCCCAGACUAUAUUCCUGCAACGAGGAGCGGCACCAGCUGACCCUGGUUUGCCAUCAGUAGGUACAGUAGCAGAAGCACCCCCAGUGACCGUAGCAGCGGGUGAAGCUGUGGUUGCUACGUUGAUGUCGCUCGCGCAGGCCACACAGCAGAUGGAAGCAACCACUCAACAACUUGUACGAGAACAACGCGAGCUGCGUGACCAACAACCAGAGGCAAUGGUGCGCUCAGCAGCUCUGCCUCCAUCCCGACCAAACGUGAAUAUCGACACCACCGCGAAGCCGGUCACUAUGGAGAGUGUCCCUCCUUCCAGUGGACGAAGUUCAGCCUCUGGUCGAUUCAGCGCGCGUGGCCACAGUGGACGUGCUCGACAACACAGCAGUCCAAGCCCACGGGGGCGAAACCACCACCGAUCAAGGGAUUGGAUCCGGAGCCCGACUCGACGUCACACAAGCGACCAUCGAGGCCGAAGCAGAAGCCGCGACCACUUUCAACCGGAUAGACGGCCACUCGGAGAACCCGGUGGCUCUCAGUCGUCUCGGGGACCGUCACCGCGUAAUCAUAGUCGGAGCCCACAUCGGGAACGGGACCGCUUCGAUAGCCACGGCCAUCGUCAACGCAUUGGAUAUCGUGAUAGCCCACGGGGGUGUACUGGAUACGAGGACAGACAAGUACGAAUGGAUCGGGAUUAUCAGCGACCGGAGCGCAAUGUCGAUACUUACACGACUCGUCAGCUGGACGUACGGAACGCAGGAGGAGGUCACUUUCAACGGUCUCACCCCCAUACCGGUCAGGAGUUUCAGUACUCCCAUGAUCAAGACAGACGUCGCCCACGCAAUGGAGAUAUCGUACAUCACACAAUCUCAGAACUGAUGGCUGGUGCAACCAGCUUCCGACCUCCUGCAGCGGAGCUCCAAGUCCACCAAGUAGCUAAUGUGGGGCCACGUCUGAAUGCAUCCGCACUUCCCGCGGAGGUCAAGGCAUUGAUUCCGAUGGUGAAUGACAGUCAGGCAUGUCUUCGCUUCCAAACAGUGAAGGGCUGCGACUUUUUAGGAUGCAAGAACAAACACGAACGGAUCCGAUUACCUACAGCGGUCUUCGACCACGUGACCAACAAGCAUGCUGAACUCAAAGCGAGACACCCGAAGUUUUCGAGCUGA